Paramecium pentaurelia is the source of this 431-nucleotide messenger RNA. Lineage: Eukaryota; Ciliophora; Oligohymenophorea; Peniculida; Parameciidae. The record is from the annotation of a GenBank genome assembly.
AAUGACAGAUAAUAAUACUAAAAAGGUAUAUAUAAAAAUUAAUAAUUUGUUUAGGAAGCACCACCCAAAAGACCUUAAUGUGCUUUCUUUAUUUACAAAUAGGAGGUAUACUAAUAAGUCAAGGAUGCCAAUCCUGGUAAGAAAAUGACCGAUAUAACUAAGAUCAUUUCUUAAUAGUAUAAACAACUGACCAAGGAUAAAAUUGAUUUAUACGAAUAAAAAUAUAAGGACAACAAAGUAGUCUAUGAAAAAGAAAAGAAGUUCUCAUAUCUAUUUAUAUAUUAAUAGAACCUAUGAGGAUAAACAUGGUAAGAUUAAGAAUGAAAGAAAGAAGAAGAAGGAUGAUACCAAGGCUACUAAAAAAGCUUAAAACAAAAAAUAGAAGAAAUAAGAAUCCGAUGAAGAUUAGAGUAGUGAAGAUGAUGAUUGAA